GAGAAGACCGUUACUAGCCCUAUGCUUCCACUUCCCUCCCAUGGCAGCGUUUUGAUAGGCGGAUUCCUAUCUCCAUGGCAACGCGUUGGCUGCUUCUCUCUCUAUUCUCCAGGAGGCGGGAAGAAGAGUGGAGCUGCGGCUGCUGGUGCCUCUCUCAGAGGCGCCUCCUCCUCCUCUUUCUCUCCGCCUGAAGCAGGAGGCGACGACACUUCGAAAUAAGGAGCAGCAGCGGGUACUGUAUGAAAGGAAAAGAAUACCUGUCUGUCAAAUUCUUUGACUGGAAAACUGAAUUUAUUGCAAAACUAUGGUUCGGCUGACAUUGGAACUGAUCGUUAAAAACCUCAGUCAGAAGAAUCGCAGGGAUGAGUCUUUGGCCCAGCACCUGAGAAAAAUAACUCAUCUCAAGUUAUCUAACAAAAAUAUAGAUAUAAUAGAUGACCUCUCGUUGUGCAAAAACCUUAAUGUUCUUUACUUGUAUGAUAACCAAAUUAGACAAAUACAUAAUCUGGACUUCGCUUCAAACCUAAGACACCUCUAUCUGCAGAACAAUUGCAUUACGCGGAUUGAAAAUCUAGCAUCGUUAAUAAAACUUCAAAAAUUGUAUCUGGGUGGCAAUUACAUCACUGUAGUGGAAGGCUUAGAGACUUUAGAAGAGCUGAGGGAAUUACAUGUUGAAAGCCAGCAACUUCCCCUAGGAGAAAAACUUUUAUUUGACCCAAGAAGCCUUCAUUCAUUGGCAAAGUCUUUAUCAGUUUUAAAUAUCAGCAAUAAUAAUAUUGAUGAACUCAGUGAUUUAGCAAUUCUGGAGAAUAUUUCCCACCUCAUAGCUGUUGACAACCAGAUUCACCAUAUAAAGGACCUGGAGCUUGUUCUAGGUGUAUGGACCAAGCUUUGCAAAGUAGAGCUGAAUGGGAAUCCUGUUUGCCACAAACCCAAGUUCCGAGACCGGGUCAUACUACAGUCAAAAUCUCUUGAAUUCCUUGAUGGAAAAGAAAUAAAAGAAUUGGAGAGACAAUUCCUGAUGAACUGGAAAGCAUCAAGAGAUGCCAGAAAGAAAAACAGGACAGAAACCGUGACAAAUGAGCAUUCAUCAUAUUCACAUUUUGAUGAUAAUGAGUCAGAACAUACCCAUUUUCCUGUUUACUACUUCCCAAUGGCUAAAGAAAAACGAAAAUUUGGUGUUAUGACUGAUGUCGAUAGAUCUGCUCACAAUGAAGAAUCCCAACCAACAACCUAUGAAGAAGACAGAGUUGCUGAAAACAUCAGCAAUUUAACCUUGAAGAAUUCUCAACGUAUACAGAAAGAUCUGUUUGAACCUCAUCUCCUUAGACAAAUGCCUCUGUAAGCAGGCACUGGAAAGACAUUAUUUUUUUGUGUUGUCAAUGAACAAAUGAGUACAUCAGAGCCUACUAGGAAGAAACAGUUGGAAAAGCUUUAUAUUCAGGUGCAGAACACAAAAUAUUACCAGUAUUUUUAUUACAAGCAUAGCAAAUUUUCAUAAUACAAAAUCAUUAUUUUGUUUAAUAGUUCCGAUGUAUUUAUAUAACUGAGGAUUUUUUUAAAGUUUCAAAUAAGGUGUGUAGACUUAUUUAUGAGUAAAGAUUUGAUACCACAAUCCCCAUCUCAUUUAAGUCACUGGUGAACCCUGCAUUUUAUCCACAGACAGGCUGUAUACACUAAAUAGUGAACAUAUCCUCUAUGUACCAAUACUUACAAAACAAUUAUGACACCAUCCCCCAAAAAGAGG
Messenger RNA from Sceloporus undulatus (fence lizard), 1747 nucleotides. It is a transcript of the gene PPP1R42, whose product is annotated as protein phosphatase 1 regulatory subunit 42. NCBI's taxonomy places the organism in Eukaryota, Metazoa, Chordata, Lepidosauria, Squamata, Phrynosomatidae. The transcript is spliced from 9 exons. Gene Ontology annotation, molecular function: protein binding. The record is from RefSeq and is a predicted model, not a curated record. Bases 305 to 1345 code for a protein of 346 amino acids.